AUGAUAUUCUGCUAUCAAUGAAAACGAGGAGGCAGCCAGCAGAAUUAUUAUAAUCAGUACAACAAUAAUUAAUAAGGGAAGCCAACAUUAAUUAUUAGGGCUAGAAUUAUUUAAGAAGCAGGUCAUUGUUAAUUGUGGGUUUUUGGUAUGCUGGAGUUUUUGUUCGGCCGAGAAAGAAAAGAAGAGUACGAGCAGCUUCGAGUCGAAAGGAUGGAUGACACUAAUGAAAUUAAAGAUAUCGAUUCUGACGUUGAUGAUGAUGAUGAUGAUCUUAAUAAACCAUUAUGGAAAACGUUUAGCCCGGAGCUUGAAUCAAGGUUGAGUUGUGUCAAAACGUUUUUGAGGAAUAAUAUGGUUCCUGUUUCGGUUUCUGUAGCAAUGGUAAUGUGUUAUCUGCUCUUAAGAUCAAAGAGGUCAAAAUUUAAAGUUACUCCAUAUUCAGACUUGUUGAAGGGUCUUCGAGAUGGAACUGUGACGAGGGUUCAGUUGAGAGAAAACUCACGUUGUGUAGUGUACGACAGUGUGCCACGAAUUUCCGAGAGUGCAAAAGUAUUAAAUCAAGGAAGCAGUCCUAUAUUAAAAUUCCAAAAGAUGCUGGCAUCCAUGGUUGGAAAUUUGUUACCAAAACACGACAUCAUACCCGGGUUAUACCACUCACAAAUUGUUGCCGAUAAAAAGAACUUGGAGCUUGUUGCUAGCCAAUUACCUAAACAUGGGUGGCAGUUUUCUACAAGAUACAUUGAUGAUGAUUAUAGAGAGCUUCUUAAUUUGAUGAAAGAAAAAGGAACCACGUAUGCGUUAGACCCUGAACCGUUUGUAGUUUCAGCGGGGAGAAGGGUUUGUUCUACUUUACUAAGUCAAGCACCUUCAUGGGCUAUGUUGUCAUUGGUUGCUCGUGGAUUAGGUGGUGGUGGUGGUGGUAGCAGUAUUGCAAGAAAACCCAGUAAAAACGAUAUGGUAACUUUUGAUGAUGUUCAAGGAGUAGAUGAAGCUAAGGCAGAGCUCAUGGAGAUUGUGUCAUGCUUGCAAGGAGAUUCAAACUAUGCACUUCUAGGAGCAAAGAUACCUCGAGGUGUUCUUCUAGUGGGUCCACCUGGAACAGGGAAGACACUACUCGCCCGUGCAGUUGCUGAAAAAGCCGGAGUCCCAUUUUUCAUCACUUGUGCAAGUGAAUUUGUGGAGAUGUUUGUUGGAAGAGGAGCUAGUCGCAUCAGGAAUCUAUUUAAGGAGGCUAGAAAACAUGCGCCAUCUAUCAUUUUUAUCGAUGAACUAGAUGCAGUUGGGCUCAAGCGUGGUAGAGGCUUUAAUACCGAGGGUGACCAAACAUUAAACCAACUGUUGACAGAAAUGGAUGGAUUCGAGUCAGAUAAGAAGGUGGUGGUAAUUGCAGCAACAAAUAGGCCUGAAAUGUUGGAUUCAGCUCUCCUCCGUGCUGGCCGAUUUUCAAGAAAAGUUUUUGUGAAGGAACCGGACGAAGAAGGAAGAAAGAAAAUAUUGGCUGUUCAUUUCAGAGAUGUACCCCUUAAGGAUGACAGGGAUGAUAUUUUUAAUCUGGUUGCAUCAUUGACACCAGGUUUAGUAGGUGCUGACCUAGCAAACAUUGUCAAUGAAGCUGCUCUUCUUGCUGCACGUAGAGGUGGAGUUUGUGUGUCAAGAGAUGACGUAAUGAAAGCUGUUGAAAGAGCCAAAGUGUCGUUUGGCGAUAGGCAGCAACAGCAGGAGUUCAGUGAAAAAGAAGCACAAGAAAUUUAUUCGAUCUCGAACCAACUACUUGCACGGUCGAAGCUUGACUUUUGAGCAACAAAAGGCAGACAACUCUCUUUUUGCAGAUCAUUUGGUUAGGCUGGAACGAUUUGGAAGCAUUUUCUGUUGUCUUUCCAUUUUAUGUUUCUUAAUCAGUGAUCUUAACUCCACUCAUAUUAAUUAACUUAUGCAAUAAUUUAUGGUGGUCACUGGUCACUUCAAUGUAUAUAUUAAUGUCCCAUAUAUUUGCCUAAAUAUGCUAAAAAAUAAAUGACUGAUGUGUUGUUUUGUAGAUAAAAAAUAAUAUGUUUAUAUAUUUGGCU
Erigeron canadensis is the source of this 2066-nucleotide messenger RNA. RefSeq names its product probable inactive ATP-dependent zinc metalloprotease FTSHI 3, chloroplastic. The transcript has 5 exons. Gene Ontology annotation, molecular function: ATP binding; ATP-dependent peptidase activity; ATP hydrolysis activity. The record is from RefSeq and is a predicted model, not a curated record. Bases 148 to 1797 code for a protein of 549 amino acids. Gene Ontology annotation, biological process: proteolysis. Gene Ontology annotation, cellular component: chloroplast thylakoid. NCBI's taxonomy places the organism in Eukaryota, Viridiplantae, Streptophyta, Magnoliopsida, Asterales, Asteraceae.